AUGUGUAGGUCAACAGAUUAUCCAUUAAACUCACAAGACCAUCACAAUACCUUGAAGUUGGAGUGUUGUAAGGUUGAGCUUCCAAGCUCCUUUUCGAUUUCUGAGAUGGAACUCAAGGUUGUCUUGGAUGGACACGUGCCAACCAGAGAGAGGGUUGCGACGCCUAGUACGAGGAACAACAAACACAAGGUGAUGAAGUUGGAGGCAAUUCCAGAGGAAACAGAACUUGUUCAUACGAAAGGUGAUGCGAAUUCAGAACUAGAAGAAGCGUGCAUCCACUUGGAAAUGGAUUUGGAAGUUCUGAGGCGUGCCUUCGACAUGGGAAUUUGGGUACUCUUUCUCGGUUUGGGUUACAUGGUUUCCAGAGCUUCCAUCACAAAAAAAUUUCGUCCGUCACCAACGUUUUCUUGA
This is a messenger RNA of Gastrolobium bilobum, 411 nucleotides long. RefSeq lists its product as uncharacterized. NCBI's taxonomy places the organism in Eukaryota, Viridiplantae, Streptophyta, Magnoliopsida, Fabales, Fabaceae. The record is from RefSeq and is a predicted model, not a curated record. The transcript has a single exon. The coding region runs from base 1 to 411 and encodes 136 amino acids.